CAUGGAAGGGCGCGGAGGCGGGGGUGUCGGGUCGGCUCGCCGGUUCAUGAUCGGGCGGUGCCAGCAGGAAGUUCUGCAUCCAGAGUCAUAGUACACGUGGACCUGGACUGCUUUUAUGCACAAGUAGAAAUGAUCUCAAAUCCGGAACUAAAGGGCAAACCCUUAGGUGUUCAGCAAAAAUACUUGGUGGUUACCUGCAACUAUGAAGCUAGGGAACUUGGAGUAAAGAAACUUAUGAAUGUUAGAGAUGCCAAAGAAAAGUGUCCACAGCUGGUGUUAGUUAAUGGAGAAGACCUGACGCGUUACAGAGAGAUAUCAUACAAGGUGACAGAGUUGUUGGAAGAAUUUAGUCCAGUUGUUGAGAGACUUGGAUUUGAUGAAAAUUUUGUGGAUCUAACAGAAAUGGUUGAGAAGAGACUACAGCAGCUUCCAAGUGAUGACCUUUCAGCACUGACUGUGUCAGGUCAUGUAUACAAUAAUCAGGCUAUAAACCUGCAUGAUGUCUUGCACAUCAAACUACUUGUUGGAUCUCAGAUUGCGGCAGAGAUGCGGGAAGCCAUGUACAAUCAGCUGGGUCUCACUGGCUGUGCUGGAGUAGCUUCCAAUAAAUUACUGGCAAAAUUAGUUUCUGGCAUCUUUAAACCAAAUCAACAAACAGUCUUACUACCUGAAAGUUCUCAAGAUCUCAUUCAUAGUUUGAAACACAUAAAGGAAAUGCCUGGUAUUGGCUAUAAAACUGCCAAACGCCUGGAAGCACUGGGUAUCAGUAGUGUGCGUGAUCUUCAGACCUUUUCAUCCAAAAUAUUAGAAAAGGAAUUAGGAAUUUCCAUUGCUCAGCGUAUCCAGAAGCUCAGUUUUGGAGAAGAUAACUCCCCUGUAACACCCUCAGGACCACCUCAGUCCUUUAGUGAAGAAGAUUCACUUAAAAAAUGUUCAUCAGAAGUCGAAGCUAAAAGUAAGAUCCAAGAAUUACUUGCUAAUCUUUUGAAGAGAGUAUGCCAAGAUGGAAGGAAGCCACAUACAAUAAGAUUAAUAAUCCGUCGCUAUUCAUCUGAGAAGCACUGUAGCCGUGAGAGUCGUCAGUGCUCUAUUCCAUCCCACAUAAUUCAGAAGUUAGGGACAGGAAGUUAUGAUGUGAUGACGCCAAUGGUUGACAUACUUAUGAAACUUUUUCGAAGCAUGGUGAAUGUGAAGAUGCCAUUUCAUCUUACCCUUUUAAGUGUGUGCUUCUGCAACCUUAAAUCACUAAAUACUACUAAGAAAGGGACUAUUGAUUAUUAUUUUACACCAUCAUUAUCAACAACUUCAUGCUCUGGCAAGCGCAGUUUUAAAAUGAAAGAUACUCAAAUGGAGGAUUUUUCGAAAGACAAAAAAACAAAUUGGGAUUUUCUACCAACUGGAAGAAUUGAAAGUCCAAGAACUGGGGAGUCUCCACUAAGUUUUUCUAAAGAUCAAAACAGUGAUGAUUUCCCACUCUGCUCACUUCCUGAGGGUAUUGACCAAGAAGUCUUUAAACAGCUUCCAGUAGAUAUUCAAGAAGAAAUCCUGUCUGGAAAAUCUAGAGAAAAAGUUCAAGGGAAAGGAAGUUUGAGUUCUCCAUUACAGGCCUCUAGAGGAAUAUUAUCUUUCUUUUCUCCAAAACAAAUGCAAGAUAGUCCCUUAAAUCCUAGAGAUAAUUUAUCUAAUAGCAAACAGAUGUCCUCAUCGUCUCCAGGAACCUCAGGCUUAAAUAACAGUGAACCAGGAACCUCAGGCUUAAAUAACAGUUCCUCUUACCUGUCCAGCCAAAAGGAUGAUUCACAUUAUUUAGACAGUAGCUUAAAAGAUGAACGAAUGAGUCAAGGACCUAAAAAGUCUCAAGGAUUCCACUUUUCAAAUACAAACCCCACUGUAUCUGUUUUUCAUUCAUUUCCAAAUUUUCAGAGUGAGCAACUUUUCUCCAAAAACCGCACUACAGAUAGGCAUAAGCAACCGACAGCUGAGGCGUCUGAUCAUGAAGGACUUGCAGAAAAUACAGAGCAAGAUUGUACUGCUGAGAAAAUUACUUUUCCUUCUGAUGUUGAUCCUACAGUUUUCUAUGAACUUCCAGAAGAGGUACAAAAAGAACUGUUGGCUAAUUGGAAGAGAAGAACAGGAUCAGACUUCCACAAUGUACAUAAAUAAGCAUGUUCAGAAAAAAGGUCUAAAAAACAAGGGGAAGACCAUUAUUCUCAGAUUAGCAGUUUAUUAAGCUCGUCUAAAUUAAACACUAAUCGAUAUUUAAUAAUGUCACAAUCCAAUAUAAAAUGUUCUAAAGCAAGAAUAGUUAUGGGAAGUAAAUUCUGACACAAAAUAUAAAAAACUCAUAAUAGAAGAAAUAAUGUAAAACAUUACCUUCUUAUUUCUAAAACUAUUUUAUAUUGCUUUUCAAUAAAAAUAUAUCAUAGCAUUA
Molecule: messenger RNA, 2431 nt
Organism: Myotis lucifugus (little brown bat)
Lineage: Eukaryota; Metazoa; Chordata; Mammalia; Chiroptera; Vespertilionidae
Gene: POLI
Product: DNA polymerase iota
Exons: 10
Coding region: 130-2163 (677 amino acids)
Biological process (GO): translesion synthesis
Molecular function (GO): damaged DNA binding; DNA-directed DNA polymerase activity
Source: RefSeq, a predicted model, not a curated record